GUGUGGUCGUUUUCUUGAUGCAUUUACGUCGAUUUGCAGCUGAUCAAAUUUCCAUUUCUUCAAAAAUGAAGCACCUGGUCACGGCGACCUCCGCCCGUGGUCCACUAGCAUGGACCUGGUCUUCUACCUGCAGGUCUCGCCAAGCUCUUAUCUUUCGUCGGCUUUUCUCCAGCAGCGGUAGCAGUGCGGCUGCCGCGGCCGCGGUAACAAACGCCGCACCAGCAGAUGAACAUGGCACUGCUGUAUCUCGACAGGAACAUGAUCAUCUUCCAACUCCCACCCAAAUCAGGCAACCGCCUCCCUUCAUCGAUCCCCGUGCGCAGCGCGUCGCCGCGAUGGAAACGAAAAAGAGAGUUCUGGAAUCUCUGCGUGCGAAGUUGCGAGCAAAGAAGACAGCUGUUGCGGAUGUUGACGACUCUAGUAGUGCGGCUGCUGCAAGCGCUGCAGCAGCCACUUCUAGUACCAGCGCGGAUGGGAAUAAAAGGAUCGAAGCGUUCUCUGACCAUGUGUCAAAUUAUCCGCCAAGAAACGAGGUGGAUCAUGCUUCUAAAGUGCAUCUCUACAAUCAUGCCAGCACGUCUUCGUCCACUACUGUCGAGGAACUACAACUGGAAGAUGACACCGAACAAUUUGGUGCGUCGUCGGGCUCGGCCGCGUGUCCGUCACGACCGGCAGAUGAGAAUAGAAGUACCCUUGUUCCCCCACCGAAGGAUGUACUGGACCUUGCGUUCGAAGAAGUGCCUGAAAUCAAAGCCUCUAAGAGAAGUGUGCAGGAGGUGGUGGAGGCGAAAGUGUCAAAUUCGGCCCAUGAGGAAGACGACGGUACUUUGGCAGACGAACAAUCCCUACAGCCAUCCGUGAAAAGUGCCGAACUACUUGAGGCAGACACUAUUGUAUCUUGGGAGGAACAAAAUGAUAGGAAGCCAUCAUUCUACUAUACUGAUAGUAGUGUCACUGCGUCAACAACACCAUCGAGCGACGAGAAGCUCAAUGCCGAGUUGCCGAGGUACCCAAGCGCAGCGCCAGAUAUCGAAACACAAACCGAAGAUUUUGCGCCCGCAUCAACGUCCGAGGUGAAGCAGGAGAACGUGCUAUCGCAAUUGAGUGCCCAAGACACGACCGGUAUAGUUGUAGAGCCAGCACCUCGUGACGAUGUUGAACCCGCCGGGAUUGUUGUAUCCGAUGAAGCCUCCGUCGAUAUCGAAGAGCACGUCGAGCCAGAGCUCAACGCCGUCCUUUUUCGUGCUCGGUUUGCGCAGGACCAAACUCAAGAUGCAGAAAAGUUUCGCAAUCUCCUUGAGAAAGUAGAAAAAGAAAAGCUCUGGUCGCCCCCGCUAGAGGCCGCAGCCUUGGUCUUCGACAGCAUUAUUGCGGUGCAUGCGCCGACAGGACCGGCUUCGGCGAGGUCGUCAACCGCAGGAAGUGGGAUGAUGACUAGUACAAGUCGCGGAAAGAACUCUUCUUCUUCUUCAUCUAGCAGCUCCAUGUCAACAACAAGAAUAUCCACAACUUCAUCCGCAACCACAAAAAGUAACGCAGGAACAACGGGCAAAGUAAAACUCAACCCCCAGCUCUUCGUCCCGAAUUGUUCUCAGAAAGCAGUGAUAAAGCCGCUGGAAAUUGACAAAGAGCAUCGGGAAUUUCUGCAGGGGUUUCUGGAAAAGGUGGUUUUCCAGAUUAACCCGUAUUUUGUGCACGGGAAAAACCUGGAAUUGAAGAUCCAUCUCUUGCAGCAGCUGACUUUGAUCUCGAAAUUUGUCCCUGUGCCCAAAAGCAUUUUUGCCGCCUUCAUGGAGAUCUACAACGAGUACCUGUCUGGGGACGCGCUGAUGCAACCGCCCAAGAUGGUGUUGGGCCAGAUUCGCGAGGUACUUCAAUAAGUCGAUGCAGGGGCGCAUUUCUGUUCCUGUUUUGCCUUCUGCACCACAGCAUGACCACAAAAUCGAUCUGUUCUUCUUUUUUCGUUACUGUGGAUGUAGAAAUGCCAGAGAAGAAAUCCAGUGCUAGUGCAGCAUUUGAAUACAAACUUAACCAGCUUGUCGACCUUUUCCACCGUUUCCAGUGGCAAAUUCCGGAGAAGAUGAAAAGUCUGUACCGCUACGCCGAAACCGUCGCCCCGGUACUCGACGUGAAAACCGCUUUGAUCACUGCGCACGAGCUUUUGGAGUCAAGAAGCUACUCCGAGACCGUGAUUGCCACUCUACUGCACGUGCCGAUGCACGCAAGCAGCGAGGUGACUGAACUUCGGUUAUUAAAGUCGAUCGAGAUGCUGAUACGGUUAGACACCGACGGGUUCUUCAGCCAACUACGGGAACAGCAUCAGCUGCAAGGAGAGCAAAGACGGGAGUUCUAUAAGCAAUUGGACCUGCAGAACUGCGAAAACAAGAAAAAUAAGAAGGACAACAAUAGUAAAAACAAUGCGGGAAAUACCAACCAAGGACUGGAGCACCAGCAGUACGCGUCCACUUCCGCGAAACAGCUGCUGGAUUUUCUUUCCGCGAUCCAAAACUGGGAGUACACGCCGCCGAAGCAGGAAUUGGAACGGUGCGUGGUUUUGAACCAGGUGGCCCAUUUUCUCGAGAAGCACGGGUUCCCGUGCGACUGGGCCUGUGUGGGGCCGUACGCACUGUCGCUGUGCGACAAGGCACGGAAAGUUGCGAUAGUGCUCGAGCUCGAGGAUCUGAAAGAAGACUGGUCGGCGCUCGCGGCAGAAGUGCAGGCUUUUCGGGAGAAAUGUUACGGGAAGAAGCAGUUUCUGUUGCACAGCGGCAAUGAUGCUUCUUCUAGUAGCGCUGGCACAGCAGGAGAUGUUGACCAUUUCAACCAGGAAACGACAAGAACGAGGGCAGGCGAGAAGCAGGUGGACCAAUCUGGCACUCACUACUAUCGUGACGACUUCGACCUGGUGAACCGAAAACCAUUUCAGAAAAACCUGCGCCGCCACCUGCGCAUGCUAGAUUGGAAGGUCAUUGAGAUUCCCGCGUCGUUCUGGCGCAGCAUCGUUGACUACGAUGAGAGAGUGCAGUACGUGAGAGCGUUACUGCGGACCAAUGGUCUGUUACAGAUGUGAUUUUGGAAGUCGCUCGCAGCAGCGCAGCCCACAAGUAAGCUUGCUAUAGUAAAGUAAGACAUAAAACGUGACUUCGUACUUGCGCCUUGACACAAGAAACAUUAUCGUGCUUGUGAACGAAUCUUCCUUGUGCCACCUCCUGAGGCUGAGUUUAUUUUUUUCACAGGAAUUUUGAUUUUCUGAC
Amoebophrya sp. A120 is the source of this 3254-nucleotide messenger RNA. The record is from the annotation of a GenBank genome assembly. NCBI's taxonomy places the organism in Eukaryota, Dinophyceae, Syndiniales, Amoebophryaceae.